AUGGGGGACUACGGGUUUGGAGUCCUUGUGAAGAACGGCAGUGGAAGUAAAUCUGGUUUUCCCGUAAGGAUUCCACCUCACCUGCAACCCCAGAAUCCUCACCACUCGUCAAACCCUCCAAGCCCCCCUUCCUUCGUGAACAAUACCUGCUCCACCAAUGGGGGCAGUGCCUGGCUAUUCCCUGCUGUAGCCCAACACAGUAACAUGCAAGAUGAGAUUCUUGAGUGUGACAAGUCCAAGCCUUUGGAGCUGCAGGACAUUCAGGAGAAGUCUCAGAGCCAGGUGCAACCCAGCAGCCCACCUGGGCAGCAAGAACCGGGUGGAGCCCUAGGGGAGCUUGAUGGGGCUCUGCCUGAAGAGGGCUCUUUAGAGAAGGGUUCAUUGGAGAGCAGUGCUGGCAAAGAGAAGCUCCGAAUGGACUCACCAGUCUUAAGUGGAUUCGACUAUCAGGAGGGAUUGGGAAUGGUCACAACUUGUGCAUCCACAUCCUCAUCUUCCUCCCUUACCAGCUUUAAUAACUGGUCCACUGCAGUCCCAUCCACCCAGUCUCCAGUGGUCGGAGAGGAUGUUGGAGGCUUCUUCAGUCCUCCCGUCUCCAACACAAAUGGUCCUCCACUCCUGUUUCAAAACUUCUCACAUCAUGCAGGCCCAAGCUUUAGUGCUGGGGGUAGUUUCUCACAGAUGGGGCCAGUGUCCCAACAUCACCCAGCUCCGCCAACCCCGCACCCCCAGCAUUACCACCCUCACGGUCAGGGCAUCCCACAGCAGCACCGCCGGUCCCCUGCCAGCCCUCAUCCUCCAUCCUUUCCCCCUCAUCCCCAUCGCACUGGGGCGUUCACACAGAUGCAACACCUGACACCCACUCAAAGCAAACCUCCAUCUCCUUGGGGAAGUUAUCAGAGCCCCUCCACCCCCACAUCCACCUCCUGGAGUCCGGGUGGGUACGGAGGGUGGGGAGGAACACAGGGGGUACGCGAGUACCGCAGAGGUGUCAGUGGGGGAAUGACUGGCCUUAACUCGAUCUCUCCACUGAAGAAGUCAUUUGCUAAUAACCAGGUAUCUUCUCAGAAAUUCCCCAGGAAUAACUCUGGCUUCAGUCACAAGGGCUGGGUGGAGGAUAGCAUGAACCGCAGUGACAACAUCUAUCCUUUUCAGGAGAGAGCACGCUCCUUUGAUGGUUUCAGUAUGCAGUCUCUGGAGAACUCCCUGAUUGACAUUAUGAGGGCUGAGCAGGAUUCCUUGAAAGGUCGCUAUAACUUCUCUCACCAGGGUGGAGAUGGACCUCUUCCUAUGAAUGCAAGAAAUUAUGGGAGACGUCGAGGCCAUUCUUCACUCUUCCCGAUGGAGGAUGAGCGCUCUUUUGGAGAUGAUGAGUCUGGAGACCAGGGACUUGGUGGACUGGGUUCUGCUCACUGUUUUCCACAUCUCAAUGGGGAACGCGUGGAACGGUUUUCCCGCAAGGUGUUUGUUGGAGGGCUGCCUCCAGACAUUGAUGAAGAUGAGAUCACUGCCAGUUUUCGUCGAUUUGGUCAUUUAUUUGUGGACUGGCCUCACAAGGCAGAAAGCAAAUCGUAUUUUCCACCAAAAGGAUAUGCAUUCCUCCUCUUCCAAGACGAGAGCUCUGUUCAGGCGCUGAUUGACGCCUGUAUUCAAGAAGAUGGGAAACUUUACUUGUGUGUCUCAAGCCCAACCAUAAAGGACAAGCCUGUGCAAAUUAGGCCAUGGAAUCUCAAUGACAGUGACUUUGUCAUGGAUGGCUCCCAGCCUUUGGACCCACGAAAGACCAUUUUUGUUGGGGGUGUACCUCGCCCUUUACGUGCAGUGGAGCUGGCCAUGAUCAUGGAUCGUUUGUAUGGGGGAGUGUGUUAUGCUGGGAUUGACACAGACCCGGAACUGAAAUAUCCCAAAGGGGCGGGGCGAGUGGCCUUCUCCAAUCAGCAGAGCUACAUAGCAGCCAUUAGUGCCCGAUUUGUUCAACUGCAGCAUGGGGAAAUAGAUAAACGGGUGGAAGUGAAGCCAUAUGUUUUGGAUGACCAGCUGUGUGAUGAGUGCCAGGGCACUCGUUGUGGGGGAAAGUUUGCUCCCUUCUUUUGCGCCAACGUGACAUGUCUGCAGUACUACUGUGAGUACUGCUGGGCAGCCAUCCAUUCCCGAGCCGGGCGAGAGUUUCACAAGCCACUGGUGAAGGAGGGAGGGGACCGCCCCCGACAUAUCUCCUUCCGCUGGAACUAA
Messenger RNA from Knipowitschia caucasica, 2232 nucleotides. The record is from the annotation of a GenBank genome assembly. NCBI's taxonomy places the organism in Eukaryota, Metazoa, Chordata, Actinopteri, Gobiiformes, Gobiidae.